Molecule: messenger RNA, 2242 nt
Organism: Sceloporus undulatus (fence lizard)
Lineage: Eukaryota; Metazoa; Chordata; Lepidosauria; Squamata; Phrynosomatidae
Gene: LIMD2
Product: LIM domain containing 2
Exons: 5
Coding region: 523-909 (128 amino acids)
Biological process (GO): actin filament bundle assembly
Cellular component (GO): plasma membrane; actin cytoskeleton
Molecular function (GO): actin filament binding
Source: RefSeq, a predicted model, not a curated record
AAGAGUACUGCCACCCUGCAUCUUCUGUUUUGUGAAGUACAGUACCUGGCACACUGCCAGUGCUCAAGAAAGCUUUAAUUCUGGUGGCAGUAUUAAUAGAACUUGUUUUAGGCCUCUUUUGUUGUGGAUGCUGGCAUGGUUGUCAGAUCGCAGGGGAUUUUGCUUGGCACUCUCUUUGGCCCAUCUGGUGCCUAACCUGAGCUUGUUGACCCUGUCUUGACUGGCUGUGUGAAGCUUGAGCUUCCAGUAGAGUGUACAGGAAAUAACAAGCCAACCACAGAGGGGAGCGGAAAUGAAUCAAACCCAUUUCUCAAGCAGCCUGAAAGGCUUGCAGAGGAGGCAGUACUCUGUUGUGAGGGCUCAGGUAGCAGAGAAAAGAGGCCUUGAUCCAUCUCCCUUUUCUGAAGGUUAGAGAAUCUUAGCAGGUAUCAAGAGGAACCAACUUAACUAAGCCAUAUCAACAAAGAAUUAGCACGACCAAAGGACUAAAGCUACAACCUGUGUGUGAGAGGACAUAAAGCUAUGUUCCAAGCCAAGGGGCCGGCCAGUACAACCUCUACUAAUGAGGCAAAGAGCAACUCAGGGGCAUCCACUGUGCAAAGAUCCAAGUCAUUCAGCUUGAAAGCCCAAGUGAAGGAGACCUGCAGUGCCUGCCAGAAAACUGUCUACCCCAUGGAGCGCCUGGUGGCUGAUAAAUUUGUCUUCCACAAUUCCUGCUUUUGCUGCAAGCACUGCCGCACCAAGCUAAGCUUGGGUAGUUAUGCAGCUCUCCAUGGGGAAUUCUACUGCAAACCACACUUCCAACAACUGUUCAAGAGCAAAGGCAACUAUGAUGAGGGCUUUGGCCGCAAGCAGCACAAGCAGCUCUGGCUGCAGAAAGAGGUGGAGAACGGGACCGAUACAGCAUGACCCAUGGGCCCCUAUUUCUCCACAUUGAGAGCUUUGGUAUGGGGAUGAACUGAGCUGAUGGAAAAGUCAUGGUCCUUGCAGGGGUUGCUGGGAGCAGGCAAGACAAAGCAGGAAUAGAGGAUGGUUUUUCUUGGUUUUCAUGGUUUUCUUUUGCUUGUUUAUCUGGGCUUUGAGAAGAUUGAAGAACCCUGGAAGCAGCCCACAUGGUGCUGGGAAUAGAGAUCUUGUGCAACUCUUACAAGAGUACAAAACUGCUGCCCUGGUUGGGGCACAGGGCAUACUGUGAUGCAAGAAAUAUACUGGGACUGUUAUAUCUACCCUUUUUGGACAGACUACCAACAACUGUGAUUCAACCUCUGGUACAACUUGCUGAUCCAAAAUCCAUCCUUAUUAUGCUUUGUCAUGUGAAUCACAAAAUGUAUAAGCAUCCUAUUCUCCACUUGCAUAUCCUCUCAACAACUCACACAAAGUUCCCACAGAAUAGCCUCGAUCGGGGAAAAUGCCAAGGUACUUAUUAUCUAUAUCCUUAAACCUUAGGCCAAGGAAGUCUUUCCAACAGGCUUUGGGGCAGGAAACAGUGAAUUUUUAAUCAUUAAUUUGGUCCUUUAAUCUCAAAUACCCCAACAUUAGCCUACAUCUUUUUUCUUAUAGAAGAGAUGAUACACUUCUGUAUCAGAGAUCACGCAAAAUGCACAAACUCUGGUUUGGGCAUUUUAAUCAAGUGUGGGAUAAGAACAUGUUUCUUUAGAGGGUCCAAUGUUACAUUGUUUCUCCUGGGAUCCUUUCACGCCACACAAUUAUAGUGCUUUGAUACCACUUUCACUGCCAUGAUCACAUCCUAUGAAAUUCCAGGAUUUGCUGUUUAGGAAUGGGAAUUUAGAAUUCUCAGCCAGAUUGCGCUAAUGGUGCCUCUAAUCAAAUUACAAAUCCUAGUCUUUCAAAGGAUUUUGCCAUUGCAGUUAAAAUGGAAUCAUAAAACUUUUUGCUGUGUUGUGUGAAUUCCCUGUUAUGGUUAAAGGUAAAGAACACUCCUGGACAAGAGGGAAUGUGGGCUGUGUGUGUUACAACUGAAAUAUGCACGCCAGUCCAGUUGGGACACAAAAACACCUGAUGUGUUUGUUCACGAAAUGAGAUUCCAAACUUUUGUACCCUGGUUUUCAUCAGCUCUGUUCAAUCCAUUCAGCCUUAAAUCUUGGGGAAACAUUCAUUGUCUACCUUUUAUAUUUGCCUUUUUUGGUGGUAUGUGGUAAGCUGAAGCACAAACUCGUGGUGUUGUGUCCAGAGUUGCGCUGUCUGCUCUUUUAUUUUUGUAAUAUAAGUUUUCUGAAUCUUU